CCCAUCGCUGCCUCCCCUCAUCUACCUCACUAGCCAUUGCUGCCGUCCGCCCCCUCCUGUCUCUGGAAGGUUUUGUAUAAACUGUUUACAAACCAUGACUCUCCAUGUUCCAUACGUAAGCUGAUAAAGCAUCUAUGCACUUUAUUCUCCUAUCUCUGCCAGUUUGCUAGUAUAAGUGUGAGCCCGUGUCUUGAAUUUUUGGAUACAAAGACUUACUAGCCAAAGUCUCAUUCUUGCCUUAGUAAUGUUCCAGAGGCUGAAUAAUAUGUUUGUGGGAGAGAUCAAUAACUUGUCCAGCCAAGAGCCAGAGUUCAGUGAAAAAGAAGAUGAUGAAUGGAUUCUGGUUGACUUUAUAGACACUUGCACUAACUUUUCAACAGAAGAAGCAGACAUCAGUGAAACAUCAGCUGCUGACCACUCCCCAGUCUUUUCUUGUUUACCGACUUCCUUAGAGUGUUUGGCUGAUGCCAGCGAGUCUUGCUUCAUCCAGUUUGACUCAUGUCCCAUGGAGGAGAGCUGGUUUAUUACCCCUCCCCCAUGUUUUACUGCAGGUGGAUUAACCACUAUCAAGGUGGAAACCAGUCCUAUGGAGAACCUUCUAAUUGAACAUCCCAGCAUGUCUGUAUAUGCUGUCCAUAAUACCUGUCACAGUCUAAAUGAGACUAGCUGUGGAGAUGAGGAGUUUCAUAAUCCAAGUAGUCCAAGAAUGGAAGCACGAAAUGAAAUGGGGCAGCAUAUUCAUUGCUACGUUGCCACUCUUGCUGCUCACUCAAGUUUUCUGGAACAAACCAAGAGUUUUCGUCCGACCCAGUGGGUAAAAGAACAUAAUGAAAGACACCAUCUCAACAGAAACAGUCUCCGUCGCCAAAAUCUUACCAGGGAUUGCCACUCUCGGCAAAUCAAGCACAAUGGAUUGUUUGUUCACCAGCCUUGCCAGCGUCAGUACAAUUACUGAAGGCUUUUGAGGUUUUAAUCCUAUCGGUUAAUUGUUCUUAGCUUGCUCUUGUUUUAAUGUAUAGAUAAUGAAGGUGUGAUCAAUCAUUUGAAUACAAUCGUGACUAGUGUUAUAUUAGUUUGAAACCACAUUUACAUAUAGUGUAUCACAAAAUGCCUCGCUAUAGGUCCUAAAUGGUUAUCUUAAAUAUUUCAGUGUUUUGGAAAUGUGUGUGAGUGUGGUUUUUAACUUUACUACGACGUUUGGAUGGGUUUUUAAAGAAAAUUCUAACAAAGAUGGAACAUGCAUUCUUCAGUCGUAUG
Emys orbicularis (European pond turtle) is the source of this 1257-nucleotide messenger RNA. RefSeq names its product tumor protein p53 inducible nuclear protein 1 (gene TP53INP1). The transcript has 4 exons. Bases 245 to 955 code for a protein of 236 amino acids. Gene Ontology annotation, biological process: autophagosome assembly; positive regulation of DNA-templated transcription. The record is from RefSeq and is a predicted model, not a curated record. NCBI's taxonomy places the organism in Eukaryota, Metazoa, Chordata, Testudines, Emydidae. Gene Ontology annotation, cellular component: nucleus; autophagosome.